Molecule: messenger RNA, 1010 nt
Organism: Parathielavia appendiculata
Lineage: Eukaryota; Fungi; Ascomycota; Sordariomycetes; Sordariales; Chaetomiaceae
Exons: 1
Coding region: 328-540 (70 amino acids)
Source: RefSeq, a predicted model, not a curated record
CCAACGCAACCUUCCUAAAUCAACUGGCGUAACGAGCCAACAAGCCAAGUGCAGGUUUUGGACUGAUGUCAUGGUAUGAAGAUCUGCGACGACCGGCGAACAACAACUUGAAGCUGGUCUUCUUACUCUUACGGUUUUGAGCCUUGUCCUCUGCGCCCCUUGAUUUGGAUCAUUCCAGUUAUGUUUCCUACAACUUUCCAGACAAAACCUUUGAAAUGCUUGAUCGCAAAUCCGUCACUGCACCCAACCUAAAAGUUCAACAAGUCGACCGCAUCGCCGCGUCUUUCCGACUCGAACACCUAUCUCAGGCAUUGAUGCAACAAGAGCAUGUCCAAUAACACCACGCUCCGCUGCUUGGGCCCGGAUGCCCUCCCCGCUGAAGCUGAGCGCCUCGUCCCGCAGGACAUCAACUACGUGCUCGUGCCGGGGACGAAUAUCUCGGCGCCGUGGAUGACGGAGUGCUGCGCGCCCAACCAGGUCUCGCUCAUCAGCGGCUGCUAUUUGUGGUGUGAGAUCCCCGGACAGCCAGCUACAUUUUGAUAAUGGUACAGGGAAGUGGGUCACGCAUAUUGAUGGGUGCAUGAAGAUGAACGGGAGGGAGGUUGGUGAGUCGAGGAUCACGGCGCUUCAUGUUGUAUGUGGAGCUGAGAGAAGGAUGGAGUUGAAGGGAUGGGUGCUUUUCGGGUUGUUUGUGGCUGGGCUGAUGAUGGCGCUUUGAGAAGGAAGGGCUGAGCUGAGUUGUGUGUUAAGUGUUACGCCUUAGUGAGGUUCUUCCAGCAUGUAUCAAGGUUGAUUUGCGUUAGCUUACUUCAGGUAGUCAGAGACAAGGAAGGUUGGCUGCUCAGGACGGGCUUGUCUGGGGUGUACUGGCAGUGUGUGCUCCUCCCCGUUUCAUGCUGAUUGGGCGAGUGUACAAAGAGCUUUAGCAUGAUAGAUGGGGUUUUGGAUCUGGUGACAGAAUCUGAGCAAAGUUGAAAAGCAUACAUUAAAACGACCCCUCGCUGUCCUAU